AUGGCCGAUUCCACCUCUGCUAACGGCGCUCCUGCUGGUGGCCGUCCUGGUGGCUGGACCGACACCGAGCGCUUUCAGCUUGUGCUCCGCGUCCUCGCGACUCUACUCACCGAAGGCAAAAGCGUCGAGUGGAAGAGCGUAAAUAUGCCUAACCGCACCCUGAAGGCUAUGCAAGGCCAGUGGACCUCGAUCCUUGCCCAGAUGCGUGAUCUCAACACAGACGGAGGUGACGCCCCUGCCCCCAAGGCCAAGACUCCCCUUAAGAAGCCCGCUGCUGCGAAGAAGAAGAAGGCUGCUGCUGCCAAGAACAGCGAAAAUGCCAACGAGGACUCUGGCGACCAUCAUGAUGAUGGAGAGACCAAGAAGGCGGCCACUCCCAAAAAGCGCGCCGCUGCCACCGACGCUGACGGCACUCCCAAAAAGCGUCGCACCCCUGCCAAGAAGACAGCCCCCAAGACCGAACCAGUGUCUGAUGAGGCUGGUACUGAGGCUGAUGUUCCCAAGGAGGAAAACAGCGAUGAGCAGUAA
This is a messenger RNA of Colletotrichum graminicola M1.001, 528 nucleotides long. RefSeq lists its product as uncharacterized. The transcript is spliced from 4 exons. The record is from RefSeq and is a predicted model, not a curated record. NCBI's taxonomy places the organism in Eukaryota, Fungi, Ascomycota, Sordariomycetes, Glomerellales, Glomerellaceae. Bases 1 to 528 code for a protein of 175 amino acids.